AGCAUCAUUAAACAUGGCCGCUUCCUUUGUCGGCUAGCGCAGUUAAUGCACUUAUUUAAAAAGGAAACAACUGCUGCAUUCGUAAAUUUGUGACACUGGUCGUAGUUAAUUGCUGUUGAAGCGACGAAGUAAAUAAGCAUUUUGACUGGCUCCCAGAGUUUAUAGGAUUUCUAAAGGCCAUGCUAUCCGCACAGUGAGGUACUCAGAGCUGCAUCAUGGAGCUUUCUUCAGAGAAGGGGGAAAGUCAGACCCCCGGUGUCAUCGACAUGACUACCAGUGAGAAGGUUGUGGAGCUUCUAAAUCAGGCCGCUUUGAUACCCACAGAUGAAAAGCUAGCUGUGCUCAAACAGGUCCAGGAGCUUAUCAUCAACAAGGAUCCAUCUCUUCUUGACAAUUUUUUGGAUGAGAUGAUCGCCUUUCAGACUGACAAGUCUAUUGAAGUGAGGAAGUUUGUCAUUGGGUUCAUAGAAGAAGCAUGUAAAAGGGACAACGAGCUUCUCCUCAGACUGAUUGCCAACCUGAACAUGCUGCUGAAGGAUGAAAGUGUGAAUGUGGUGAAGAAAGCCAUCCUCACACUUACACAGCUGUACAAAGUCACUCUACAGUGGUUGGUGCGCUCCAAAGCCGUAUCAGAGAUGCAGGAGGCGUGCUGGGAUUUGGUCACGCAAAUGAAAGGGGAUGUUUUGGCCUUGCUGGACUCUGAGAACGACGGCGUUCGCACUCAUGCCAUCAAGUUCACAGAAUCAUUAAUCAUCACUUUGUCACCGCGGACAUCUGAGUCCGACGUCCCCAAACGUCAGGAAGGCGACAUCAGCCUGGACAAAGUUCCCAGAGAUCAUUCAUACAUUCGCUACGAUGUUUUGUGUGAGGAGGGAAAGACUGCACUGGAGAAACUGUUGAAGUUUAUGGUUCACCCAGCUAUUUCCAGCAUCAACCUCACCACAGCCCUGGGUUCCCUGGCCACUAUUGCCCGCCAGAGACCAAUGUUUAUGUCAGAGGUGGUGCAGGCAUAUGAGACACUGCAUGCAAACCUACCACCUACUCUGGCCAAGUCUCAGGUCAGCAGUGUGCGUAAGAAUCUGAAGCUGCACCUUGUGGCGGUGCUUAAACAUCCCUGCAGCCUGGAGUUCCAAGGUCAAAUCAGCACAUUGCUGCUGGACCUGGGAAUGCCCCAGAGUGAAAUAACCCGCUCAACACCCGCACCACGUGAGCAGCGCAAGAGGCCUCGCCACGAACAAUACACAGAGGGGAAAAAGGUCAAGAUGGAGCCGGCCCUGAUUGAAGAUGACGAGGACAAAGAGGAGCCAGCCCCUACAUCGGUCCCUAAGCCAGCUGCUGUUCCAGUCACGCAGUCUGCAAUCGACCUCACAGCUGAGUUCCUGCGCCCACUGCUUAGCCCUGAGAAUGUAGCCAACCUGGUGCUCAUUAGCAUGGUGUAUCUGCCUGAUGUCAUGCCAGCAUCUUUCCAGGCCACAUACACGCCUGUUGAGUCAGCAGGCACCGAUGCCCAAAUUAAACAUUUAGCCAGGCUGAUGGCCACGCAGAUGACAGCUGCUGGAAUUGGUCCAGGACUCGAGCAGUGCAAAGCCAGAGAGGAUGACUUGGGCAAAGACGACGACAAUGAGGAUGAGUCGAUCGCUAAAGACUUUCUCAUCAAGCGCAAAGUUCCUGGCAUGAUGGUGGGCCAAGCGAUCUCUGUGGUGGGAGGUUACGCAGAAAAAUCUGCAGCAGCAGAAGCUCCUGCUACAGUCAAGAGGCUUCCUGAGCCCAUCCUUCCCUCUGCACAAACCAAGAUGACAGGGGCUAGUGGGAGAAAAAAAGUGUUUCGGUUGUCAGAUGUGGUCCAGCCUUUAUCAGACACUCAGAUUGAGAAGUUAACCUCCAAAGCAGUGAAGCGCAUUCUGCAUUCAGAGAAGGCGAUUGCUCAAAGUGGAAUGUCUCAUGUCAGAGUGAAGCUUCUCUCCAGACUCGUGACACAGUUUGAAGGGAUGAUGAAAGAAGACGUGCUGGAGUUUAUUCUGGAUGACAUCAGGACAAGGAGUGACCUGGCAUUUUCUCUGCUCUACCAAGAGUACAACACCUACCUCAGCCAGCUGCCAUCAGGGCUGCUGGACAGCUACGACCACUGUCUCUACACACUGCUGUCAGGCCUGCAGGAGAAACCUGAGCAGAGGGAUGGGCUUUUUACCAAACUGGUACUGGAGGCUCCCAUUAUAACAGAAUCAGCAUUGGAAGUCAUACGGCGGUACUGUGAGGACGAGUCUCGGGUUUAUUUGGGCAUGACGACCCUGAAGGAGCUCAUCGUCAAACGGCCCUCGAGGCAGUUUCAGUAUCUGCAUGUGCUUCUGGAUCUCAGCUCACAUGAGAAAGAGAAGGUGCGCACCACUGCCUUGGCUUUCCUGAAGCGGAUGUAUGAGAAAGACCAGCUCAGGGACUACAUAGAGAAGUUUGCCCUGAACUACAUGCAGCUUCUGGUUCACCCCAACCCGCCAUCUCUGCUGUUUGGGGCUGACAAAGACACAGAGGUGGCUGCCCCCUGGACUGAAGAGACGGUGAGACAGUGUCUGUUCCUCUACCUGUCCCUCCUUCCUCUGAACCACCGGCUGGUCCACGAGCUUGCUUCCGUCUACACCGAGGCCAUUGCUGACAUCAAGCGCAGCGUGCUUCGAGCCAUAGAGCAGCCUAUCCGUGGAAUGGGGAUGAACUCUCCGGAGCUGCUGCUUUUAGUGGAAAACUGUCCUAAAGGAGCAGAGACUCUGGUUACUCGCUGCCUGCACAUUUUGACUGAUAAAGUGCCUCCGUCUCCAGAGCUGGUUGAGCGGGUGCGAGACCUUUACCACAAACGUGUGCCAGAUGUUCGUUUCCUGAUCCCUGUCAUAAAUGGUCUGGAAAAGAACGAAGUCAUUCAGGCUCUCCCCAAGCUUAUCAAACUCAACCCGAUUGUAGUGAAGGAGGUGUUCAACAGACUCCUGGGAACUCAGCACAGUGAGGGCAGUUCAUCUGUGUCCCCCCUCACCCCAGGAGACCUGCUCAUUGCCUUACACAACAUCGACUCAACUAAAUGUGACAUGAAGUCUAUCAUAAAAGCUACCAACCUGUGCUUCGGGGAGAAGAACGUUUACACAUCAGAGGUGUUGGCGGUGGUGAUGCAGCAGCUGAUGGAGCAGAGCCCUCUCCCCAUGCUGCUCAUGCGAACCGUCAUCCAGUCGCUCACCAUGUAUCCCCGACUGGGAGGAUUUGUCAUGAACAUCCUGUCCCGUCUCAUCGUCAAGCAGGUGUGGAAGUAUCCCAAGGUGUGGGAGGGAUUCGUGAAGUGCUGCCAGAGAACGAAGCCUCAGUCGUACAGCGUGCUCCUGCAGCUGCCACCUGCACAACUGACGGGCGUGUUUGAGCGCUGCCCGGAGAUGAGAGAGCCUCUUCUACAGCAUGUCCACUCCUUCACACCUCACCAGCAAGCUCACAUCCCCGCCUCCAUCAUGGCAGUCCUGGAAGCACAUAAAAAACCAGAGCCAAAGCCUGCAAAGCCUGUCGUGGAGAAAGAGAUGGAAGCUUCUCCACCUUCUGCAGUUGCAGAAGAAGCUCCCACUAUGCCGCUGAAAGAGCCAGACGCAGCAGUCCAGCAAGACCCAGUCGUUAUGAAAGAGGAGGAAGAGCCAAUGGAGCAAGAAGAGGCUGAACCAGUGAUACAGGAAGAAAGCGUCAACAGUAUUUCACAGGUGGAGUUGGAGAAAGCAGCUGACACACCGUCACCUCAGCCAGAACCAGCUGAGGAACCGAUGGAGGAGUCGCAGCCCGAAGAACCCUCAGAGCACCAGGAGCCAGUGAAAGACGCUGAAACUGACGUCACAGAACCUGAAGCUGGAAGCGGCAGUGAAGAUGUAGAAUAAGGAUGCACUCAAAAUGAAUGGACAUUACUCUUCUGUGCAAAUAUCACACAGAUUUUUCAGCAUUUAAAAAAAACAAUCUCUGCUCUUUUUGUAUUUGUAGAAAACAGAUUGUGAGAAGUUUGUAUAUGAAAGCAUUCCGUAUGCCUUCAUGUCUUAAUGAGUUGGCUAAUAAAACCAAACACUGGUUUGACUAUG
This is a messenger RNA of Stegastes partitus (bicolor damselfish), 4082 nucleotides long. RefSeq names its product symplekin (gene sympk). Gene Ontology annotation, cellular component: mRNA cleavage and polyadenylation specificity factor complex. The record is from RefSeq and is a predicted model, not a curated record. The transcript is spliced from 27 exons. The coding region runs from base 216 to 3887 and encodes 1223 amino acids. NCBI's taxonomy places the organism in Eukaryota, Metazoa, Chordata, Actinopteri, Pomacentridae.